AUGGGGCAUACACAUAAAGAAUAUAAAAACAAUGAGAAGAGUGCAAUAUUUUUUGAGUGGUUGAUUUUUUUUGUGGGUAUAAUAAUUCGUAUAAUUAUUUAUUAUUAUGGAAGGUGGCAAGAUAAAAACUUUAAUGUUAAGUUUACAGAUGUAGAUUAUUAUGUUUUUUCUGAUGCUGCAAAAUAUGUACUUAUGAACAAAUCACCAUAUGAAAGAUAUACAUAUAGAUAUACACCUUUAUUAGCAUAUAUAAUGAUACCAAAUUUUUUUGUUCAUUUUUCUUUUGGGAAAAUAUUAUUUUCAUUUAUCGAUAUUCUUGUUACUAUUCUUAUAAAUCAAAUUAUAAAAAUCAAAUAUACUAAUUGUAAAAAUUAUAUAUUUUAUACUUGUUUAUGGUUUUUAAAUCCAUUAGUCAUAAUUAUAUCCCUUCGAGGUAAUGCAGAUGUUAUCCCAUGCUUCUUAAUAAUAGUAACAAUCUUUUGUAUAUAUAAAAAACAUAUCUUUUUGUCUUCGAUUUUUUAUGGACUAGCUGUGAACUUUAAAAUAUAUACAAUUAUUUAUGCACUACCAUUCAUGUUAUAUUUAAAUAAAAAUUAUUUACUUGGGGAAAAUAUUUUUCAAUUAAAUGAAAAAAAAAAAAAAAAAAAAAAUGACUUCCUAUUAAACACAUUUUUUUAUAUUUUUCGUAUUAUAUCUAAUUUUUUUGUGGAAUUAUUUAAAUUAAAUUAUGAACAGUUUUUAUUUGCCAUAUGUAGUUCCUCGGUAUUUCUAAUUUUAAACUGUGUAUUCUAUAUCAUAUAUGGAUAUGAAUUUUUGUAUGAGUCUUUUAUAUAUCAUAUUAUUAGACGUGAUCAUAGGCAUAACUUUUCCCUUUUUUUUUACCUUAUGUAUUUAAGUAUUGAGAAGAAUUCAAAGAUUAUUCCCUUAAUAACCUUUGUACCACAAAUAAUUUUAGUAGCCUUAUUUGGAUUUAAAUAUGCAAGAACGAAUUUGGAAUUAUCCAUGUUUUUACAAACUAUUUCUUUUAUUGCAUUGAAUAAAGUGUGCACAUCUCAGUAUUUCAUUUGGUGUAUUCCAUUUUUACCAAUUAUACUUUGUGCCAUAACCUUAAGCAAGAGAAAUAUGUUUCUUAUAAUAUCCUCCAUUUUAUUUUUUAUUGUGGCAAAAUUGCAUUGGCUUUGGUGGGCUUAUUACCUUGAAUUUCGAGGGUAUAAUACCUUUUUACAAUUAUUUUACUCCUCGGUUUUAUUUGUCAUAUCUGAGAUAUCUAUAUGUUGGGUUUUUAUGUAUAUAAAUUUUAAGGAACAAAAAACCAAAAUAACGUGA
Molecule: messenger RNA, 1326 nt
Organism: Plasmodium falciparum 3D7
Lineage: Eukaryota; Apicomplexa; Aconoidasida; Haemosporida; Plasmodiidae
Gene: PIGM
Product: GPI mannosyltransferase 1
Biological process (GO): GPI anchor biosynthetic process; GPI anchor metabolic process
Cellular component (GO): membrane; endoplasmic reticulum membrane
Molecular function (GO): alpha-1,4-mannosyltransferase activity; GPI mannosyltransferase activity
Source: RefSeq, a predicted model, not a curated record